AUGGACGUAGAAUUUAAAUACGACUUUUUCGUCAUUGGUGGUGGUUCUGGAGGUUUAGCAGCUGCUAAGGAAGCUGCUUCCUUUGGAGCAAGAGUAGCUGUGGCUGACUUUGUCAAGCCUUCUCCUGUUGGCACAAAAUGGGGUUUAGGAGGUACUUGUGUUAAUGUCGGUUGUAUUCCUAAGAAGCUUAUGCACUUUGCCGCCUCAUACGGUGAAAGUCAUGAAGCUUAAAAGAAUAUGGGUUGGACUGAAAUCAAGGAAAAAAACAAACAUGAAUGGUAACCUAUGGUUGAAAGGGUUUAAGCUCAUAUCAAGAAAUUGAAUUGGGGUUACAAGGUUGAACUCGCUGAAAAGGAAGUCAAGUACUACAAUAGCUUGGCUAGUAUAGUAGGCAAGAAUACAAUUGAACUUACUAACAGAAAGGGAGAAAAGGAAUAAGUUACUGCUAAGUACAUUUUGAUUGCUGUUGGUGGUAGACCAACAUUCUUAGAUAUUCCUAAUACUGAAAAGUUAGUCAUUACUUCUGAUGAUAUCUUUUCUAUGUAAAACCCUCCUGGAAAAACAUUAGUCGUUGGUGCUUCCUAUAUAGCCUUAGAAUGUGCAGGUUUCUUAGCUGGUUUUGGUUAUGACGUUACUGUCAUGGUUAGAUCAAUUCUCUUAAGAGGUUUUGACUAAGAAAUUGCUGAAAAAAUUGGUGAAUACAUGGCAAGACACGGAACCAAAUUCAUCCGUGGUACUGUACCUCACCAUAUUGAAGCUACUCCUGAUGGCAGAAGACGUGUAGUUUGGAAAUCUCCAGUAGAAGGUUAGGGAGAUGUUGAAGAAAUUUUCGACACUGUUAUGCUAGCAAUUGGAAGAACAUCUGAUACCAAGAAUAUCGGUGUAGAGACUAUGGGUAUUAAAACAAAGCCCAAUGGAAAAAUUAUUGCUAACGAUGACGAUACCACUAAUGUUGAAAAUAUUUUCGCUAUUGGUGAUUGUGUAGACAAGAGACCAGAAUUGACUCCUACUGCUAUUAAGGCUGGAAGACUUUUAGCUCGUAGAUUGUUCAAUGGUGACACUAAACUCAUGGAUUACAACUCCAUUCCAACUACUGUUUUCACUCCUAUUGAAUAUGGUACCAUUGGUUUAUCUGAAGAAGAUGCCAAGACUAAAUAUGGAGAAGAUAACAUUAAAGUUUAUUACUCAAUUUUCACUCCUCUUGAUUGGUCAUACUCUGACCAUAAGCAUGAUGACAAGGGUCACGCCAAGUUGAUUGUCAAUAAGGCUGAUGACGAGCGUGUCGUUGGUUUCCAUUAUCUUGGUCCUCAUGCAGGUGAAGUUACAUAAGGUUUUGCUAUUGCCUUCAAGUUUAAGGCAACUAAAGCUAACUUUGAUGAUGUCGUUGGUAUUCAUCCUACAUAUGCUGAAGAAUUCACAACUUUGAAGAAUGUCAAAGGAGAGGGUGAAGCCUAAGAAUCAGGCUGCUGAGGUUGA
Messenger RNA from Tetrahymena thermophila SB210, 1476 nucleotides. RefSeq names its product thioredoxin glutathione reductase. The transcript is spliced from 6 exons. The record is from RefSeq and is a predicted model, not a curated record. Lineage: Eukaryota; Ciliophora; Oligohymenophorea; Hymenostomatida; Tetrahymenidae. Gene Ontology annotation, biological process: cell redox homeostasis; glutathione metabolic process; cellular response to oxidative stress. Gene Ontology annotation, cellular component: mitochondrion; cytosol. Gene Ontology annotation, molecular function: thioredoxin-disulfide reductase (NADPH) activity; flavin adenine dinucleotide binding; glutathione-disulfide reductase (NADPH) activity.